Molecule: messenger RNA, 162 nt
Organism: Aphidius gifuensis
Lineage: Eukaryota; Metazoa; Arthropoda; Insecta; Hymenoptera; Braconidae
Source: the annotation of a RefSeq genome assembly
AUUCCACAAAUAAGUUCUAUAGAUUGAUUAUUAUUAUUAAUUUAUUUUAUUAUUAUUUUUUAUUUAUUUAUAAUUUUAUUAUAUUUUUUAUUUAAUUUAAAAAUUAAAAAUUUUAAUAAUUUAAAAAUUAUAAAUAAUUUUUUUGUUAUUAAAUGAUAUUAA